Molecule: messenger RNA, 1312 nt
Organism: Prorocentrum cordatum
Lineage: Eukaryota; Dinophyceae; Prorocentrales; Prorocentraceae
Source: the annotation of a GenBank genome assembly
AGGCCGCUGGCCCGAAGGUGCACCAGGACCACGCGGCACCCGAGCCGCGCGGCGGUGACGAGGAGCGCCGCCGCAAGGAGGGCAGCGCGCGAUACCUGCGCGCCGUGGAGCUGGCGCGGGAGAUGGCGCACAUGCAGGCGCAGCUGGACGCCGCCGCUGUGCCGGACGCCGACGGCCCCGUCCCCGUGUCGAGCACGCCGGCGCCGGCGCGGCCGGGGCCCAAGUCCGACGGCGCUACAGUGAUCGGCCGCCAGAGGCGCCACGUCGUGGGCCCCGCCGACCAGGCCCUCGGCGGCGGCUCCGACAGUGCGGAGGCGUGGCUGCGGCUCCACGAGCUGCUGGCCCAGCUCGCCGGCCCCGAGGGCGGCGGCCAGGGCGGCGGCGCUGCGCACGCCCCGCUGGGCGGGCCGGCCGCUGGGAUCGAUUGGGCCCCCGCCGCGGCCGCCUGUACGCGCGUGGAGGGACCUCCGCCGCCGUCGUCGCCUUCGGGCGCGGACCAGGCCCGCGUGCAGAAGCCCAGAAGCCGCCGCGGGUCCGUCAUGAGCAGCCUCGCGGAAGUCGGCAGGGUCCUGUCCGUCGGCUUCGUCCCGCUGGCCAGCUCCCCGUCGGUAGGCCACCGAAGGAGCAGCGCCCGCGACGCCUCCGUGGUGGAGCAGGCGUCGGCUGCCGGCGGCGGCCUCCGCGUGCAGCACGUGGUGGCGGCGAUGGAGCUCAGCAGGGCGGCCCGCGACAGCGCUGUCAGCAGGUGCUCGGCGGCCGUCGACAGGGCCUCGGAGCUGGAGGGCAGGGCGCGAGACCUCGACGCCCGGGCGCGCGAGCUCGAGGGCCUGGCGCUGCACCUGCGCGGCAGGGCCUCCGAGCUGGAGGCGGGCAGGGCGCUGGCCGCCCGCGAGCGCGACGCCGCGCGGUCGGAGGUGGCGGCGCUGAGGCAGGCGCUCGAGAAGGAGAGGGCGGCCGCGAAGCGCGCGGCCGCCCGUGCCAAUGCAGACCCCGCGGGGGCCCCAGCCUCCCCGGAGGAGCCGCGGGCGCGGCAGCUCCAGGCCGGCGCCAAUGCGCCUGCCAACCCCGACGCACCGUGGGACGCCGAGUCCGAGUUCGGCUCUCUUGCGCGGGACCUCGAACAGGUGGCGCUGCAGGAGCCGCCGUGCCUGCCGCCUCAGCCGCUGCCGCACCCUGGCACGCCGCACCAGUGCGGCACGCUAGCAGGCGGCGCUUGCCAUGUCGACCCGAGGAACGUGCGUCGCUGACGCAGACUGGGGCAGCUCCCUCGCCAGACUGCGCACACGCGCCAGCCAGUGAGCGGAGGCCUGAA